This is a messenger RNA of Beta vulgaris subsp. vulgaris (sugar beet), 1659 nucleotides long. Its product is annotated as F-box protein At3g07870. The record is from RefSeq and is a predicted model, not a curated record. Bases 178 to 1365 code for a protein of 395 amino acids. Lineage: Eukaryota; Viridiplantae; Streptophyta; Magnoliopsida; Caryophyllales; Amaranthaceae. The transcript has a single exon. Gene Ontology annotation, molecular function: protein binding.
UGUUUCUAUUCUCAUUGUUUCCAAGUAAACAAGACGUUGAUUAAUGUUAUAGAUAGAAUACUUCAAAUCCUCCUUUUUUUUCCCAUUGACAAUUUAGCAGGAGUUUACACUUUAGACUCAUAAGAUCAAGCAAAACAAUCACCAGCAAAAAAAGAGGAAGAAGCUAAAACUCUGAAGAUGUCAAUGUUUGUUACUCUACCAGAAGAUGCAAUAUUGGAGAUCCUAUUAUGGCUGCCUGUUAAGUCCCUGCAACGAUUCAAAUGUGUUUCGAAAUCAUGGUACGCGUGUAUUAGCAAUCCGAAGUUUAUGAUUAAGCAUUUCAUGAGCUCAAACCAUCAUGAGUUUCUGUUGAUUAGCCACCUUCACCCUGUGAAAAGGCAAGUAUUUUCAUCUCUGUUUUCUGAUGGACUUGAAAUUAGAAGCAAACAUUUUGAACUAUCUUAUGCUAGCUCAAACCAAGAACACCUUAGUUUUACACAAGUUAUAGGUCCUUGUAAUGGUAUAUUUUGUCUCUUUGAUGGUAAGAUUGAUGAUAUAUUAUUAUGGAAUCCUACAAACCGUCACCUAAAACUCCUUCCAAAAUCUCAAGUUGAGCCACCUCCUGAUGCAUACCCUUUUGAUACCUGUGUUGGUUUCGCUUUUGAGAACGAAACGAAUGACUAUAAGGUUCUAGCAUACAAGCAUAUGUGUCUCCCCUCGUCUUCAACUGUAGCUCACGCCGAGGUAUACACACUAAGCACAAACAAAUGGAAGGAGAUUGAUGUAGGAGAGGAAUUUCAGCCAACAGGCAAUCUACCUUAUUCAUCUUCGAAGCCUAGCAUAGACGGGAUUUUUAGCUGGUUUGAGGUAGAUAACCAUGUAGAGAAGGUCAUUUUCUCGUUUAACAUGAAGAACGAGGUUUUUAAGAAGACCAAGCUUCCAGAUUACAAUGGAAUACCUUCUAAGAGAGUACAUGGGUCUUUAACAUCCCUAAAGAACAACCUAGUUUUCAUCCAUGAUUACCCUCUAGGAGGGAUCAGUAAAUGCUUUGAUGUGUGGGUUUUAGGCGAAUAUGGUGUCCGAGAGUCUUGGAUGAAGCAACUAACUAUUGGACCAGUAUUGGGAGUUACAGCACCCUUGGGAUUUUGGAAGAAUGGAGAGCUUAUUUUAGAAGAUGGUCAAGGAAAAUUGGUUUCUUAUGAUCACAUUACAGGAGACAUGAAGGAUCUUCAAGCUCGCGGCGUUGUCUAUAUUUUGCAAGUUCUUCCAUACAAGGAGACCUUAGUUAGUCUGAAAGAAGCUGAAGAAGAGUCUGAUAGCCCUUUCUCUGUUUUUGAAUGUGAAGAAGAAAUCAUUUCACUGAUGCCAUCUUCAUCUGCCAACUAAUCAUUCUGUUGUUUGAAAAUGCAACAGCAAACAGAGGGAAAGUGGAACAAAUUUGAAGAAUGUUAAUAGACAAAAUCUAUAUACUAUGAUAAAGUUUGUAAUAGUCAAGAUUUGUAUUGUUAACAAUUCUUUCGCAUGCCACCAAUUGCUACAACAUCCACAUUUGCAAAUCACCAAAUUAGAACUCAACUAUACAUGUUAAAAGUUUAGACUAGAAAGUCAUUUUGUAUUCUUUUGGAUAUGUCAAAAGGAAAAAAAUUCACAAGAAUUUGGCCUAUUGAAAGAUUGAUUACU